This is a messenger RNA of Funneliformis geosporum, 200 nucleotides long. NCBI's taxonomy places the organism in Eukaryota, Fungi, Glomeromycota, Glomeromycetes, Glomerales, Glomeraceae. The record is from the annotation of a GenBank genome assembly.
AAAUCAUCUUGACAGAUAGAGGCACUGAAUUUAACAACCAAUGGGUAAAUGAGCUAUGCAAGGAUUGGCAAACCAAACAUCGAUUAACUUCACUGUAUAGGCCUCAAACGAAUGGAAUGGUAGAAAGAUUCAACAGAACUAUAGGUGAAUAUUUGGUGAAACUCUCUGAAGAAAAGGAAUGGGAUCAAUGUAUUGAAGCA